GCCAUAUUAUAACUACCUAGCUGACUAUUGGUUCCUUGAAGAAGUGGAUUAAUCUUUCAUGCACACUGACGACACCUAGCCCAUCAUUUCAACUGCUUAAAGCAUUGCGCAACGGUGAUCAUCUCUCGCUCGAUAACAUGAAACUACACAAUCCCUUAUACCCUCCUCCCGCUCCACCUGCAUUUGGCAGAGAUACAAUCCUACCAGAACCAAAGGCGUCACUGCUCUCCCGCCUCGUAUUCCAGUGGUUGUCGCCGUUUCUGGCUGUAGGAUUCUCUCGGCCUCUGGAGAAGGACGAUUUAUGGCAACUCCCCUCUGCACGUCUCACCGGGAAUGUGACCGAUAGAAUUGAGACGAAUUUCUUCCAACGAUGCCCUCCUGACCAGAGGCCUCGUCAUUUACGUCAAAAGCUCCGUCAGAUUUGGGAAGUUGAAGUGACGGACGCGAUUCCAGAGCAGGACAACGACAGCGAUAGCGCGUACGAAGGCUCGUCAGAUACGCAGAAGACCGACGAGAAGAAGAGCGUUAACAAGAAGAAGAACAUAGAACCUAAAUAUGAUUCCUCAUUAUUACAAGCCAUAUACAUAACUUUUAAAGCCGAAUGGUGGAUCUCUGGAAUGCUCAAGUUAAUUUCAGAUACACUCAAGACCACGACCCCUCUCGUCAAUAAAGUUAUUCUCACUUGGCUUACAGACUCGUUCAUAUUCUACAAGGCUACGCCAUCAGAAAGAUCUGAGCUUGGAUUGACUUCGCCUCGUGGUAUCGGAUAUGGGAUUGGACUUGCAUUCGCUUUGUUCGUUAUGCAAGAAAGCGCUAGUUUGAUGACGAAUCAUUACAUGCAGAUAAGCAUGGCCAACGGAUUAGCCAUCAGAACGGGCAUCAUAGGGAACAUAUUCCGCAAAUCCUUGCGUCUUUCUGGGCGUGCAAGAAACCAGCAUAGCGUUGGACAGAUAACCACAAUGAUCUCCACUGAUGCUACGAGGUUGGACACAUUCUCCGCCAAUGUCCACAAUAUUUGGGUAUCUCCAAUCCAGAUAGCCAUUGGUAUCGGGCUUCUCAUUGCAAACCUGGGAUAUUCUGCACUUGUGGGAUUGGGUGUACUUCUCUUGGGACUCCCUUUGCAAUUCCUUUGCCUGAGGAUAAUGUUCAUGAACAGAAGAAAGGGAGUGAAGGUCACAGAUAGUAGAGUCCGGCUUACCACUGAGGUUCUGCAAGGUAUCCGCCUCAUCAAAGCAUAUGCUUGGGAGGGAUUCUAUGUUUCCCAAAUCUACAACUUCAGGAAGCAGGAAGUGGCACGGAUUCGGACUGCUUCGAUAGCCCGCGCAGUUCUCAUUGCCCUGGUCACGUUUAUCCCAGUUCUUGCUUCUGUCCUCUCCUUUAUCACUUAUGCAUUAAGCGGCCAUGAUCUCAAUGUUGCGAUUAUUUUCAGCUCUUUACAAUUCUUCAACAUUAUUCGUGCUCCUCUCAUCUUUUUCCCUAUCGUCCUCUCUUCAUUGUCCGACUUCCUCGUCGCCAUGGGUCGGAUUGGCAAAUUCCUUAAAGCAGAAGAGCUUGCAGAAUCUUACACCAUCGACUUCGAACGUAAACAUGCUGUGGAAGUCGAUGGCGACUUCAGUUGGGAAUCUGCAGGUAAAAUAGUAGAAACAAAGUUUGAAAAGGGUGCAAAGAACGACCAUGUCCCAAACUCCGGUGUGAAAUCCAAGGAAGAUGGAAAGCCUGCAAAGGCGGUCUCAAAAAGCACCCAAGACGAAACUCUACCCACCACUUUUCAAGAUAUCAAAACGACGCAAGACAUUGAUAGUGAUCCCCUGAAGGAAGAUGAACCCUUCGUAUUAAGGAACCUCAAGUUCAACGUCCCGAAAGGUUCUUUUGUCGCCAUAGUGGGCACUGUGGGUUCAGGGAAGAGUUCAAUUCUGAACGCUUUGAUAGGGGAAAUGCGGCGAACUCGAGGAGAAGUAGUUUUCGGUGGAACUGUGUCCUAUGUCCCACAGACUCCAUGGAUAAGGAAUGCCACUCUGAAAGAGAACGUGCUCUUCGGCAUGGAAGAAGAUGAUAAAAAGUUCAAAGAGAUCAUGCGCGCUUGUAAUUUGGAGCACGAUUUAGAACUACUACCGCACGGCGAGUAUACUGAAAUUGGCGAAAAGGGUAUCAAUUUGAGUGGCGGGCAGAAGGCCCGAGUUUCGUUAGCGAGGGCGGCAUACUCAGAUUCAGAUAUCGUUCUUCUGGAUGACCCAUUAUCCGCUGUUGACUCAUAUGUGGGCAAAUCUAUAUUGACGGAUUGCUUCCUGGACGGUCCACUGGCAGACAAAACGCGAAUUCUGGUCACACAUGCUUUGCACGUGCUUGACAAAACAGAUUACGUUUACGUGGUUGACCAGGGAGAAAUCAAAGAGCAGGGGACAUUCCAGACGCUUAUGUCUGCCAAUGGCCUUUUCACGCGGAUCAUGGAUGAAUAUGGAAGCUUAAAUCACGAGAACGAAAGUAACAGCGAGAAGCCAAGGACGGAGGAUGAAGUCGUAAAUCCUAUACCCGACAACAAGGCUGCAAAUGCUGCUCUUAUGCAGACAGAAGAACGUAACAUUGGCGCUAUCGGGUAUCAAACGUAUGCGAAAUACCUAAAAUUCGCCGGAGGGAUUUGGUGGGCGCCUUUCAUUCUUCUCCUGUUAACUUUAACACAAGGAGCGCAAGUCGCAAAUAAUCUGUUCUUGGGCUUCUGGACUGCGGAAAGCAUUCCAGGUUUUGGCCAAGCUCAGUAUAUGGGUGUUUAUGCAGCGCUUGGUUUUGCUCAAGCCCUGUUCACGUUUCUGUUGUCCUUUUCGUUUGCUAUUGCUGGCCUUGUAGCAAGCCUCAAUCUCUUCCAAACAGCACUCCGUCAUGUUUUACGAUCUCCAAUUUCAUUCUUUGACACUACCCCCAUGGGUCGAAUUCUCUCCCGUUUAUCGAAAGAUCAAGAUACUUUAGACUCCACCCUUACGAUGACCUUGAUGCAAUUUCUGAACACUUUUAGUUCUGUCUUGGGCACCGUUGCACUCGUUUUCUACACUUUUCCUCUUUUAGGGAUCAUCUUUGCACCCAUGACAGUGUUCUACUAUUUCAUCUCCAUUUAUUACCGACGGUCAUCUGUCGAAACGAAACGUUUGGAUUCGUUGAUGCGUUCGGCACUAUAUAGUUCUUACUCAGAAACUCUCACUGGUCUGUCCACUAUUCGUGCAUAUCGCGAACAGGCGCGAUCGGUUUUAAAUGCGCAAAAUGGCCUCGAUUUGGAGAAUCGGGCGUAUUAUAUGACUAUAUCCAUCCAGCGAUGGCUAUCUAUAAGAUUAGAUUUUCUGGGAAAUAUUUUGAUUUUGGGAAUUGCCCUGUUUGCCGCUGGAUUCAGAGAAACAGUGAAUCCUUCGAAGAUUGGGGUCGUUCUUUCAUACACGCUUAGCAUAACUCAGAUAUUCUCGGAAAUGGUCAGCCAAUACGCUCUGAGCGAGCAGAAUAUGAAUGCCGUGGAACGUAUCUUGGUAUAUGCAGAAUUACCAAGCGAGGGUGACCCAGUGACGCCGCAUGAUCCGCCUCCAUCAUGGCCUCAUGCGGGACGCGUCGAAUUCAGCAAUGUUCAGCUGGCCUAUCGAAAAGGUCUUCCCCUCGUGUUGAAUGGCGUUUCUUUCAAUGUGCAGCCCGGAGAGAAGAUUGGCAUAGUCGGCAGAACUGGGGCUGGUAAAAGUUCUCUUAUACAGGCGCUGCUCCGCAUGGUUGAACUUGAGGGAGGGAAAAUUGAGAUCGAUGGUUUUAAUACCCGAGAAAUUGGCUUGGACGUUCUAAGAGGGAAGUUAGCUCUAGUGCCUCAAGAUAGUGUUCUUUUUCUUGGAACACUGCGCGAGAAUUUGGACCCAAUGGGCACUCGCACGGAUGCGGAGCUGAUCUCCGCAUUGCAACGAGCUUGGUUGUUGCCGCGCGAUGGAACGAAGGAUCCCGUGGCUGAAGCAAAAUUCAGUUUGGACGCCACCGUUGGCGACGAAGGCUCCAAUUUUAGUGCAGGAGAAAAACAACUCUUAGCUCUAUGUAGAGCUCUUGUCAAGAAAAGUCGAAUUAUCAUCCUCGAUGAAGCCACAAGCAGUGUGGAUGUGGAAACAGAUGGAAAAUUACAGAGAACUAUUCAGACAGAGUUUUCGACCUCAAGUCUUCUCUGUAUAGCUCAUCGCUUGAAUACCAUCGCAUACUAUGAUCGUAUAAUCGUGAUGGAUGCUGGACAAGUCGCCGAAUUCGAUACGGUUCUAAACUUGUUCGACCGUGAAGACUCUAUUUUCCGAUCCCUCUGUAAUGAAGCCAACCUACAACGUUCUGAUAUUCUACGCAUACGAGCUAGUUAUGGAGAUGUAGCCCCGAUAGAGAUGCCCGCAUAACUGAAAGGCCAAGUAAAUCAAUAAAUAGAGAUAUUUUAAACUUGUAGACCUUAAAAACGUAGACAAACGGAUAUUACUUCUUGAGGCCCCACUAUUUUCAGCUUCUACAUCUAUAUCAUGGAAUCUCUUAAUUCCCGCUACCUUUCCAGAGGUGAAAUAGCCUUAUAGGGCCAACUUUUCGUUUCUUUGACCUUUUUUAAUCAAUAUUUAAUUGUACAAUUUUUACAAGUCUCUGUAGUCGAC
Molecule: messenger RNA, 4631 nt
Organism: Lentinula edodes (shiitake mushroom)
Lineage: Eukaryota; Fungi; Basidiomycota; Agaricomycetes; Agaricales; Omphalotaceae
Product: multidrug resistance-associated ABC transporter
Exons: 37
Coding region: 138-4388 (1416 amino acids)
Biological process (GO): transmembrane transport
Cellular component (GO): membrane
Molecular function (GO): ATP hydrolysis activity; ATP binding; ABC-type transporter activity
Source: RefSeq, a predicted model, not a curated record